UACAUACCUGCCACAGUUACCUACCUGUUCCUAGGCAGCUCCGAGGACAACACUACAACAAUACCGUCGUCAUGCCUCAAGAAGCGUCCAAAAUCUCCGACCCCGAUACGACCGCCGCUGCCGCCGAGGAGGUCGUCGCCGAAUCCAGCAAAGACAACGAAGCUCAUGUAUCUGAAGAUGAAAGCGGUGACGAGGCCACAGAAACCGUAGAGGGAGCAGAUGGAGCUACAGAGAAGAAGAAGAGCAGAAAGCGCAAGAUCAAGGACGCAAUUUCAGGCAAGGGAAAGGCGCAUGAGGCUACAGAUCUGAAUGCGCCGGCUGCUGGGCAGUUGGGCAAGGACCAGAUGAGCAUGUUGCUGGAUGCCAACCCUGCGCUGAAGAACCAGCUCUUAUCUAAGGCAAGCAAUAGGGCAGAACUGGAGGCUAUGAUCAAGAAGCUCAACAUCAACGAGAUGUUGACCGGGUUGGCACCUCAAGGCGCCACAAAGGAUAUGGCCGACCACGCGUUCUGGAAGACACAGCCCGUACCGAGCUUCGACGAAAUGGCUUCGAAGGAGCGGAUAUCUGACGGUCCCAUCAAGGAGAUUGAAAUCGAGAAGGUAGACAAGAACCCAAGCCCCAUGUACCCGGGUUUCGAGUGGGUUACUAUGGAUCUCGAGGACGCAAAGCAGCUUGACGAGGUGUACGAUUUGCUCACAAACCACUAUGUCGAGGACAAGGAUGCUACCUUCCGCUUCAAGUACUCGCCGUCUUUCUUGAAUUGGGCACUCAAAGCACCUGGCUGGAAGAAGGAAUGGCACGUCGGUGUACGCGCAACAGCCUCCGGCAAACUUGUUGCUUUCAUCUCCGGCAUCCCUAUCCAGCUGCGGAUACGCGACAACGUGCUUAAAAGCUCGGAGGUCAACUUCCUCUGCGUCCAUAAGAAGCUUCGUUCGAAGCGACUAGCUCCUGUCCUGAUCAAGGAGAUCACUCGCCGCUGCUACGUCGAAGGUACGUUCCAGGCGGUUUACACCGUUGGCUCGCUGCUUCCAACACCGGUCUCGACAUGUCGCUACUUCCAUCGCGCUCUCGACUGGGAAAAGCUGUACGAUGUUGGCUUCUCGCCCCUACCACACGGAAGCACAAAGCUGCGACAGAUCAACCGUUACAAACUGCCAGGAACCACAUCAACAUCGGGGCUGCGCAAGAUGGAAUCCAAGGACGUACCUCCUGCACUUGACCUUCUGAGGCGCUACCUCGAGCGCAUGGACAUGGCCCAGGUCUUCAAUCAGACAGAGUUCGAGCACUGGAUCUGUCCCAAGGAGGAGCCCAAAGAGCAAGUCGUAUGGAGCUACGUCGUCGAGGAUCCCGACACAAAGAAGAUCACAGACUACUUUUCCUUCUACAACUUGGAGAGUACUAUCAUUGGAAACAAGAAGCACGACACUAUCAAGGCCGCGUACCUCUUCUACUACGCGACGGAAGUUGCGUUCGAAAAGGACGAGGGUAAACUAAAGACAAGGCUGAACUCGCUCAUGAAGGACGCUUUGAUACUUGCGAAGAAGGCUGACUUCGAUGUUUUCAAUGCGUUGACUCUCCUUGAUAACCCGCUCUUCCUCGAGGAGCAGCGCUUUGGAGCUGGAGAUGGCUCUCUUCACUACUACAUGUACAACUACCGCGCAGCGCCCAUCGCAGGUGGCAUUGAUCAAAGGAACCAGGCGAGCGUCAAGCACAUGGGUGGUAUCGGUUUGACGAUGUUGUAAACCUACCGUCUACAUCUUCGAAAUCGCAUGCUUAGGUAUGCUCCCGUUGAAAAAGAAGGCCAUGAGUAGAACUUGAUCUAGCCAGGAAAGUAAAGACAUGCUGAAGGAAGAGAAGCAACCACUCAAGGCUCCCUUGCUGCGUAUCGCAUGAAUUGUUGGCAAGGGUAGGCCCCAAAACUCAAUUCGAAUGACAAUAUGAAGGUCGACAGCGAUCGCAAUAUCCCCACACAAACUGUCCGCACUCGCCCGUCCAUCUGCCGUGAUCUAGAGGCGCCGCCGCUAUCAUAAUGUUAUUUGGAUCGGGUGGCAGUAACCUAAACGCCGGUCUCGAUGUGCUUUAACCAAUCGCAGGCCAAAACACCACAUUCCU
This is a messenger RNA of Didymella exigua CBS 183.55, 2112 nucleotides long. Its product is annotated as N-myristoyl transferase. Bases 72 to 1742 code for a protein of 556 amino acids. Lineage: Eukaryota; Fungi; Ascomycota; Dothideomycetes; Pleosporales; Didymellaceae. The transcript is spliced from 3 exons. Gene Ontology annotation, cellular component: cytoplasm. Gene Ontology annotation, molecular function: glycylpeptide N-tetradecanoyltransferase activity. The record is from RefSeq and is a predicted model, not a curated record. Gene Ontology annotation, biological process: N-terminal peptidyl-glycine N-myristoylation.